UAUGGCAUGUGUGUGUCGUGUCAUGUUGGAAACACCAGAGUACAGGUGUCGCUUCACCAACACGGACACCAUGCUGUUCUGCAUGAGAGUGAUGGUGGGGGUCAUCAUCCUGUACGAUCACGUCCAUCCAGUCGGCGCCUUCGCCAAGACCUCCAAGAUUGAUAUGAAGGGCUGUAUCAAGGUGUUGAAAGAGCAGCCUUCAAAUAGCGUGGAGGGCCUGCUUAACGCUCUAAGGUAUACAACGCGACACUUAAAUGAUGAUAGCACCUCAAAACAAAUCCGAGCUCUGCUGCAAUGAGACAGGCCAGCAGUCGAGAGGAGAGAAACGCAGCAAAACAGACACUGACUGCUCCUGCUCCGUGUUUGGGUGAAACCAACCUCAGAAAACUGUUUGUUUACAAUUGUGAAAACUUAAAACCCAUCUCAAAACUAAUGGGCCAGGGGGAAAACUGAAGGGGAAAAUAUAAUGUAUAAAGUCCAGUGUUUUAUCAUCAACAUGCCUCUCAUUUUGUACAACAAGUGACGAGGAGAAGGAAUGUAGAAAUAUUUUAAUCUCUGAAAGCAGAAACAAGGAUUUAAAAGGAUUCAAAAAAAAUAAUUUUCUAUAUUAGUCAGAUGCCACUGGCUAGGAGUAAAGAUUUAAAGAAAGAAAAUCCACCCCACUAUUGCACUUCCCGUCUUGCCAUCUCUAUCUCC
Engraulis encrasicolus (European anchovy) is the source of this 696-nucleotide messenger RNA. RefSeq names its product CYFIP-related Rac1 interactor B-like. Gene Ontology annotation, biological process: regulation of actin filament polymerization. Gene Ontology annotation, molecular function: small GTPase binding. The transcript has 4 exons. Bases 2 to 298 code for a protein of 98 amino acids. The record is from RefSeq and is a predicted model, not a curated record. Lineage: Eukaryota; Metazoa; Chordata; Actinopteri; Clupeiformes; Engraulidae.